AUGAAUGGAGAGGUUGUUUGUGUCGGGUAUGGUCUUUGCGUCAUAGAUGAUGAUGAAGAUGAUGGCGGUGACUGGAAGUGGAGUGAUGGAUUCACCAGGUAUUUAUCUACUGGAAAUAGUUUCUCUGCUUUGCAAUUUGAAUUCUUGAUUGCAAAAUCAACAAUCGGGUUAAUCAUUCAAGAAACUUGUAAAGCAAUUUGGAUUCACUUCAAAGAAACGGAAAUGCCGGAACCUACUGUCGAGAUGUGGUUAGACAUUGCAGAAAAAUUUUAUAUGCAGACCAAUUUUCCCAACUGGAUUGGUGCAGUAGAUGAGGAGCAUGUCAGAUGUAUUAAUCCCAUAAAGGGCGGAUCAAAUUUUAUUAAUUAUAGAAAAUACUUUUCUAUUGUAUUGAUGGCAGUAGCUGAUGCUAAUUUAAAUUGUAUUGCCAUUGACAUGGAAGCUUAUGGAAAAGAAGGAGACUCUACUGUAUUUCGAGAUAGUCCGCUGGGAAAGAAAUUAUAUUCGGACAAUUUAAAUAUACCUCCACCUUGUAAUUUACCAAAUACUGUUAAAGAUUCCCAACCAUUUGUGGUGGUUGGAGAUGAAGCAUUUAAAAUUUCCAAUAACAUUUUACGACCAUUCCCAGCUCGUAAUUUAGAUCCACAUAAAAGAGUAUUUAAUUAUCGAUUGUCGAGAUGUAGAAGAACUGUAGAGUGCACUUUCGGAAUUUUUGUGAACAAAUGGCGAAUUUUUCAUUCCUCAAUUCUUGUACAACUAAAUUUCAUAGAUAUCAUAGUAAAGGCUUGUUGGAUUUUGCACUUUUGUUCGCAAAAGAAAUGGAAUUAAUUUUAAGGAUGCUGAAACCUAUCUCUUCGCGGAUAUUAACGAGUUCGGACAAGUUCCACGCGGACAAGGAUUAGAAGUUUGUGAUUAUAUUGCCGAUUAUUUCAUUGGACCUGGAGCAGCUCAUUUUCAAUAUCGUUAUAUGUAUUAAAUGACAAAUGAAUCAUUGAUAUUAAAAAAAUAGAAUGAUGUACCUUUUUCGUCUUUUUCAUUUGUAUCAAAUUGUACCCAAUUAUCGUAAAAUAUUUCGCCAAUUUCGAUCCAUGAUUUUUCACGUAAAAUUUUGUCACUUUAUUGUUUGCUACUUUUGUCCCAAAGUGAACACAUUUAACAUUUUCGCUAAGGAGAAACUUGUUUCAAAUCACGCCCGAACCACCCUUUCAAGGACCUCCAACAUUUUUGGGACAGAUCGUAUGUAUACAUGAAAAAGUGGAAGACGAAAAUAAGUAAUCACAAAAAAAUUGAAGAUCUCCAUAAAAAACUACAAGAAAGUAGAAAAAGAUGUGAAAUUGAAAUGAGCUGUAGACCAGUACAUAAAGGUGCUUUUCAGCAAAGUGCAAAGGCGACACUGUGUAACACAAUGUAAAAUUCAGAGCUUUCCAACUAUGAGCAGCUAAAAUGCUGUGUUCAACAGUGCUGAUAUUCAGACUCUAAUGAAAUCUUAUGUAAAAUGACUGCUCCACACUUUGGGUGGUGAAAGGAGGGCUAAAUACCGUAUCAGCCACGAACUGAGACUGUUUAGAAAUUUCCCUAGAUGUCCAUGGUCUAGAAGUCAAACACUUGGCAUGGCAAGCCAAGGUUGAGGUAUCACUGAAUAAGAAUUAUUUUAAAACGCAAUGUAAUGAAAAUGUACUCAUAUUGUCAAAGUUUUAAAUUGACAAAUUAUGAGAAAGUAUGCGAGAGAGAAAGUAUGUGUACCGAUGACCUGAGAAUGCUUUGCCUGCCCACGCCAAGCAUUUGACUUCCAAGCCACGGACAUUUAGGCAAAUGUCUAAACAGUCUCAGUUUGUGGUUGAUACACUAUUUAGCUUUUUCAUUUCACCGCCAAAGUGCGGAGCAGUCAGUUUACAUGAGUUGUCAUUAGGGUCUGAACGUCUGCACUGUUGAACACAGCAUUUUAGCUGCGCAUAGUUGGAAAGCACCGAAUUUGAUAUUAUGUUACACAGUGUCACCUUGCACUUUACUGGAAAGGACCUUCAUGUACUGGCAGCUCAUUUUGAUUUCAUAUCUUUUUCCAUUUUCUUGUAGUUUUUUAUGGGGAUCUUCUAUUUUUCAAUGAUAACUCCUUGAGUCCUCCACUUUUUCAUGUACUUAGCAUAAUUUUUUUACUUUUUUGAAGUUUUUUUAUCGGUUCUCACUUCUUUCCACAAAUAAUUUAUUAUAUAGAAUCUAUUUUAAAUUUAUAAAAAUAAAAUUGAUAUUUCUGUAAACUCUACAUAAGAAGUCUAAAUUAUUAUUUGUUUCUUUAAUUGAAUAGAGUAAAAUAAAGGGAGAGGGGAUAACAAAAGCGAAUAUAUAUACAUAUAUUUCAUAUAAUUUAUUAAUUAUAAACACUUAUUCGUUCAAUUUAUAAAUAAUUAUAUAUACCUGCAAUUUUUUGUCUUGCUGCAAAAAAUUUUAAUGUUGAUGAUGAAAUGAGAAAAUGACUCCAUUUCUAUAAGCUCUACAUAAAAAGUCUAAAUUAAAAACACUAGUGGUAUGGAUCUAUUCUGUAAGGUACCUGACAAUUCAGAUUUUGACAACUUACCUUGUAAUGAAAAUUGAUCUACAUUUUACUUUACUAGCAGCAAUUUGUUAAUCUCCAAUCCUGUGGGCCCCCUUCAUUUCCACAAGCUCUACAUAAAAAGCUUAAAUUCAAAAUACUUUGGUGGUAUGGAUCUAUAUUAAAAACAGUUUUCUGUAUGAAUAAAGGUGUCUCGCAAUUCAGACUUUUGACAAUUUACCUUGUAAUUAAGAUCGAUCAACACUUUACAACACUGGCUGUAAUUUGUUAUUAAACCCUACAUAAAAAGUCUAAAUUGAAAACAUUUUGUUGAUAUAAAUAUAAUUAAUAAUGCAAUAGUGUAAAAACUUUUGACACUUGACAGGUUAUGAGUGAUGACAUCUGUUUCGACUCUCGACGCUCGAUGGCCGACGAGCCAUGCCGAACCGGAUGAUUUCGAGAGUCGACGAAUGACACUCGGCUUUUGCUUAGCUCCUAUUGGCUAAGGGUUGGCGACAGGAAAAUUAUACGAAAAAUGCCGUUUCUGACAGAUUUAUGACAUGACAUUACGAUAUCUCAGUUGUUCGUGGACCGAUUUUAUUGAUUUUGGUUUUAUUCGAAAGCUUAUAUGCGGUUUACAUGAGAAAAAUGCCUUUAAAUUUAGAAAAUAUUACAGGCGUGUUGAGAUAUUCAUGAAAGAAGUUUCAGGUUAGGUUGGAAUUCCAGUUUUACGAGGAAAGGAUACACGGUAGCGCCACGUUAUAAUAUACGCGGUGGCUUAUAAUUUUUAUUUGGCGUCGUGACGCUACCGCGUCUCUAGAUAUGUACACAAACAUAUCUAAGGAAGUAACAAAAACAAUUGCACGUAUAUAAAAAUGCAUUGUCUAAUCAACAAACACUUUGUUACGCUAUCACGUGAACUUAGCUUCAUGGC
This is a messenger RNA of Hylaeus anthracinus, 3461 nucleotides long. RefSeq lists its product as uncharacterized. Lineage: Eukaryota; Metazoa; Arthropoda; Insecta; Hymenoptera; Colletidae. The record is from RefSeq and is a predicted model, not a curated record. Bases 1 to 828 code for a protein of 275 amino acids. The transcript is spliced from 2 exons.